AAGAAUUCCACAUCUCACCAGGGGGAAAGUCUCAGAUUCCUGUACUUUGUCUCUCUGUGUGUGAGUGUAUGCAUGUGUGUGUGUGUGUGUGUGUGUGUGUGUGUGUGUGUGUGUGCAGUCACUGUCUAAUAAUAUGACUAUUUUGCCAUCCCCCUGCAAAUAAGACUGAAGCUGCCGCCUGAUUGGUAUAACAUCUCACUUUCCCUCAGCAUUGAUUUUUCUGGCUCUCCUUAUCUGCUUCAUAAAAAUAAGCAAGAGGGACAAGACGCUGGUGAGGCUGGAGACUGAGAAGCUCAGGGAGUCUUCCUUUUUAGCAUGAGACAACCUCUGCUUGCUUUCUGGAGAGGGAAGUUGGAUUAUCAAUUGUUUUGUAAAUGUGUAUGGUGAUAUUUGCUCCGCUUUUUGCAAUCUUUGCAUUUGCAACAUGUGGUGGUUAUUCUGGCGCACUGAGGCUGAGCGUGGAUUGUGCCAACAAAACCGAGAGUGACCUCAGCAUCGACAUAGAUUUUGCCUAUCCUUUCAGGUUGCAUCAGGUGACUUUUGAGGUGCCCACCUGUGAAGGAAAACGGCGAGAGAAGCUCGCCUUGAUCGGUGACUUCUCAUCAUCAGCAGAAUUCUUUGUCACCAUUGCAGUGUUUGCCUUCCUGUAUUCGCUGGCUGCUACCGUGGUUUACAUUUUCUUCCAGAACAAGUAUCGUGAAAACAACAGAGGCCCACUCAUUGAUUUCAUCGUCACUGUAGUCUUCUCCUUUCUGUGGCUGGUUGGUUCAUCGGCUUGGGCAAAAGGAUUGUCUGAUGUCAAGGUGGCAACUGAUCCAAAGGAAGUUUUGUUACUGAUGUCGGCUUGCAAACAACAGUCCAACAAGUGCAUGGCUGUCCAUAGCCCUGUUAUGUCAAGCUUAAAUACUUCUGUGGUCUUUGGCUUCUUAAAUUUUGUUCUCUGGGCAGGAAACAUUUGGUUUGUUUUCAAGGAGACUGGAUGGCAUUCUUCAGGCCAGAGGCAUCUCUCGGAGCCAAUGGAGAAGCAGUCCAGCAGUUAUGGCCACGGAGGAUACAACCGAGACAGCUAUGGGCCAAGUGGCGGGUAUAACCAGCCAGCAAAUCUGGGGCCACCUGCUGAGGAGUUUGGCCAGCAGCCUAGUGGCCCCACUUCCUUUGCCAAUCAGAUUUAAUAUGUCAGAGUUUGAUUUCUUCUGGAGAUCAUUCACCAUGAUAUAAUUCAAUGGCACAAGGAUUUUCUUUUUAUUAAGAGCUGGAAUCAAAUAUUAAUAUAGAAAGUCUUUCGUGCAUAUUAGAGCUCCCUAGCUCUCAUUAAACAAGGAAGGCCCUAGGUUGUGAUAAAUGGUACUUUGAGAUUAGUUGAGAUGAUCUAUUAUUUAUCAUAGGUGGUUAAUUGGACAGUGUCUUCUUAUAUGUACAGAUAAUUUUACAGUAGUUUUGUAUGUGUACCAAGGUAGUAGAAGUAUUUUGUAGCCUAAAGUCUUGAGUCUGUCAUAUUUGGAACAUAAAUAAAAUUGUAUCGAGUUUUCUUAUCCAUUUCAAUGGGAAACAAAAUUUUAAUAUUAUUUCUAAGCGAUGACUUGGUGUGGACCACAAAAUGCAUGCUAUAUUACUACUAAGUUUACAACACUGCCGGUCUGUGAAUCUUUGUAAGUAUUUAUUUUAGAUAACUGUUCCUUUUUUUCCCUUUGAUGAUAAAAUUUAGUGCAUGAAUUGGCAUUUUCUCUCAAACUGAAUGUUUGAACUGUGUUUAUAGAAACUUCCCAAUUGUACCCUACUCUAGUAAUUAUACAUUUAAGGAAAUGAACUGCCUGUUGUGUAUAUUUUGUGAAUUUGGCUCUCUGGUUCUAAUCAAGUUCUUAAAGCAUUGUAAUAAAGGUAUGUUCCCAACUAGGGGGAAUUUAAGAGUGUGUACUGUAACUGACCAAUAUGUAUACCCUCUAUGUAAAGUCAGUAGUUUUGCCCAUUAUAACGUGAAUUGGCUUUUUUGUGAAGUUUUUCAUGUGAGUCAUGGAUGAUAAAAACCAAGUAGCCUGUGAUUCCUCUAAUUCAGGAGGUAUUUCUGUCAAUGGUGGAUGGAGGUGAAGAUUGUCAGUUACUUCGUUAAGAAUAGGUCCCCCUGGACUCUAUAUGAUGUUGUAAAAUACUCAUGACUCACAGGACUCAUAAUACUUAACAGACCUGUAUCAGUGUCAUAAUGUGAUGGUUCUACCUAGCUAGCUGUCAAAAUUCCCAAGUUUCACUGCAGUUCUCCAAUGAGCAGUUCUAUCUACCAAUAGAUUAGAAAUGUUGGGAGCACAAGGAUUUUUUCAGUGCAAAAAGAAUUACUCAUAAAGUCUCCUCUUGCCCCAUUCAUGAUCAAGAAUAUGGCAAUCUUCACCUCUGGGUUCUAAAUGAUUUGAAAACCAGAACGAAGCAGGUUUAGCAAAAACAAGUAUCUACCUUCCUAGAUAUAUUAUCACUGUAUGAUCUGUAGUGUUGGAAGCAUUUUAACCACAUUGCAUCUUAUAUAAUAAUUGUAACCAAUUUCUGGCUACUUGGUGAAUCUAUAUUGUGAUAUCUAUUUGACUCUAAUAAAGUUAUUGCAUACAAAUAUG
Messenger RNA from Dromiciops gliroides (monito del monte), 2597 nucleotides. RefSeq names its product synaptoporin (gene SYNPR). The record is from RefSeq and is a predicted model, not a curated record. Lineage: Eukaryota; Metazoa; Chordata; Mammalia; Microbiotheria; Microbiotheriidae. The transcript has 5 exons. The coding region runs from base 375 to 1172 and encodes 265 amino acids. Gene Ontology annotation, cellular component: synaptic vesicle; synaptic vesicle membrane.